AUGGAUGCAGACGUGAUCUGGGAUGUUCUAAAUGGUUCCUUCGGAAAUCAAGAUGCCCGUCUUCUGAGAGGGAAACUCUUUAUGGGUCCUUGCUCAGGAAUGCCAGGCCUUGCAUUGGCCAUGCACCCUGUGCUGUCGGCCUUCCUGACAGAGCUCCCUGGCUGGUUCCUGUUCUCUGGGGUCUUCCUGCCUGUGGCUUUGCUGCUGCUCCUCCUCAUCGCCUACUUCAGGAUCAAACUGAUUGAGGUUAAUGAAGAAUUACCUCAGAUUCCUCGUCACCAGUACGAGUGCAAGGGCGGCUCUUCCCUGCACAAGAAAAUGAAAAGAAUUUGACAGUUCGAACUGACCAAUGGCUAAAGCACAAUGAAUUUCUACUGGUCACAGAGCAAUGGUCUACAGUUUAACAAAGUAGGUUGAUAAACUAGAACCACCACCAGAGUAGAAUCCUAGGAUAACUAUUCUGAGUCACUCUGAAAAGUGGCAGCUAUUACCCAAGAGGACUUCUGAAACUCAGCUUCAACAGUUCUUUGGAAAGUACCAGAUACAUAAGAUUUAGUUGAGCAGGCUCAAUGGACUGGACAUAUCAUAACGUUUAAACUGUUACUGUGACUGUUGACUUUGAAUCGCAUUUUUAAAUAAAUUCUCAGGCAUCAGUAUUACAGGAUCCAAUGAAAACCCACAUUAUUUUGAUUUUAGAAGUGAGGAAACUCCAGAAGAGAUCAAAUAAAUAAAUAGCAAAAGAUGAGUGUCCUGCAGGAGCUCUGUGGAUGCUUUAUGAAAGGGUGUCCACACUUGCUUCUCUAGCAGGGCAGCAACUCUUCCAUGAUACCAUUUCAGACAUUUCUGGACCUGAGUAUGUGCCUCUCCAUUUCCCAAGAGCUUUCACAAAUCAUCACCGUGACAAACAAAACAAGAGGAGUCUCAAUAAUACUAGGUAGAGAUCACUCAUCCAUGUAGCUCUCAACAUGGCGCAACUUGGAAAUACGGGCAAUUCGGUGUUGAGAAAAGAAAAGGAGAACACGUUAACACAACUCCUGGGGAGAAGAAUUCAAGUCUUUGCCUCUAAAACCCACAAUGUCAGGGAGCUAUUUCUAAAUAUGGAAAGAAGUCUACAUUUCACUAGCAGAAUUCUCCCUCUACGGAAACCCUGAAGAGCCAACAUAGACCACUGAAAGAAACAUUUAAUUCAAGGUGGUGGUUUAAAUAGAUUACUAUUGUACUCUCCACAUUUUCCUACUAACAUUAACAAAAUGUUUGAUACUUCCUAAAUCUGAUUAUAUUCCAGUCUUUGCACAUGACUAGCGGGCUCUUGGUGAUUCGCUUUAUACAAUAAAUUUUGUCAGCUCUAAGAAACGCACCAAUUUUGGUAGUAAGAGGCAUACAAAAGAUUGUGGGGAUGCCCCAAAGCAUAAAUAAUGCAUCAACAGUGCCAGAUAUUUUCUGCUUCUUCCUGCCAGCCCCACCCCCAAAUUCCUCAUAUGCAUUGUGAAUGGUCUGUUUGCGCUUCUUACAUAAUAUAACUCACUGUUCAACUCUUCACACUCAUUUCUCCAUUUUAUUGCACUUGAUUACAAUGAAAAUGUCUGCUGGGGCUUUCAGACAGAUAAUUUAUAACAACAGUGUUCGUGCCAUAUGGAAGGAAUAACACUAUUCCCUUGGUUCUGGGAGGGAUCUCUUUUUAGCCUUUGAUAGAAUCAGCUUGUGUAAAAAUGCUUUCUUUAACAGAAGGUGUGAAAGGACACAUCAUACCCUCAUCUCAGCAGCUGCCAGCCAAAUCUGUGGUGCAGCCAUCAGGGUUUGCUCCAUCUUCCUCCAGAAAUAGGCACUUCGAGAGUCUGAGUUUGGGCUCUGGUAGAUGCCUGCCCACCACCUCUCCUAUUGUGGGAACAGAUGAGCUCUAAACAUACAUGUUUCCUACAAUAAGCGUAUCCAAGUAGCUUAAAUCAAGACCUGUUUCUUGUUGCUACAGAAUAAAGUGGGAGUAAGGAAAUUGCCAAUGAAAUUGUGACUGGACUCCAUGAACUUUUUCUGUGCAGGGAAGGACAGUAACAUGUUGAUUUUCCCAUGGAGAAAACAAGUCCCAAAGAUUUCAUUACCAUCUGUUUGAAGGCACUGUUAACAAAUUUGUCAAAUCAUCCACAAAGCAUGGCCAAGUGGCUACAGAGUUAACUCUUUGCUCUUCACAUGCUUGUAGGUCCAGUUUAAGAUUUCAUUUUCUUCACUACUGUUACAAAACCAGCUGUCCCGGUCUUCACCCAGACCAGACCCUGGUCUCCUUACAUCACCAUAGGCAGUUCCACUCAAUGCUCCAAAGCCUUUUACCAGGAGACAAAAUACUCCUUUGACUCAAAAUGGUCUCAGCUCGACAGUUUCUUAUUUCUAAUGUUCUAGUAUCUGAAAGAAUUCCCAGGUAGAGAUGAUGAUUCUCCAACUAAACCUUCAAUAAAAUACUUUAAUGGGUGCUUUAAGUUCUGUCACAUCAUGUUAUUAUUCAAUGAAAAUUUA
Sciurus carolinensis (gray squirrel) is the source of this 2505-nucleotide messenger RNA. RefSeq names its product small leucine rich protein 1 (gene Smlr1). The transcript has 3 exons. The record is from RefSeq and is a predicted model, not a curated record. Bases 1 to 333 code for a protein of 110 amino acids. NCBI's taxonomy places the organism in Eukaryota, Metazoa, Chordata, Mammalia, Rodentia, Sciuridae.